Emericellopsis atlantica is the source of this 696-nucleotide messenger RNA. RefSeq lists its product as uncharacterized. The transcript has 4 exons. The coding region runs from base 1 to 696 and encodes 231 amino acids. Gene Ontology annotation, molecular function: oxidoreductase activity, acting on the CH-OH group of donors, NAD or NADP as acceptor. The record is from RefSeq and is a predicted model, not a curated record. NCBI's taxonomy places the organism in Eukaryota, Fungi, Ascomycota, Sordariomycetes, Hypocreales, Bionectriaceae.
AUGGCAUCACGUCUGGCUGGCAAGCAUGCAGCCAUCAUCGGCGCGACGGGUUCCAUCGGCUCCAGCAUCGCCAAAGCAUUCGCGCAACAGGGCGCCGUGCUCUCUCUGCUCGGGAGGACAGCCCUUGACGCACAGCGGACACUAGGCCCUCAGCUUACGCCCUAUCAGCCCUCGGCUGGCGACUCAUCCAAGGCACCUACCGAGCACCGGUUCAUCAAGCUCGACGUCACAUCGUCAGCCGAUCUCAAGAGACUCUUCUCGUCCCGUAAGGCAACUGAUGAUGCCGUUGGCGCGGUGGAUAUCCUGGUCAACUGUGCAGGCAUCACGCAGACCACCAUCUUGAAGCGUACCCACGAUGAAGACGUGGAGAAGGUCAUGGAUACGAAUCUGACCUCGGCUAUACUUGCGUGCAAAUACGCCCAAAUGAAUGACAAAGGCUGUAUCCUCAACGUUUCCAGCCUGAUGGCGACGCGUCCUGCCGUCGGAGCUGCCGUCUACACUGCCGCCAAGGCGGGCAUGAUUGGGCUCACUAGCGCCCUGUCUCUAGAACUCGCCCCGCGAUCAGUUCGCGUAAAUGCCCUCUUGCCAGGCUGGGUAGAAAGUCCAAUGUGGAAUAGUAUGUACGCCUUUUUCUCCUUUCCCUGGUCAUCCGAAUUCAAAUCAUCGAUCCCCUGGUUCGCCGCGCAUCUCUCGUAA